UUCCUUCAGUGCUCGUUGAGAGAAGAACGCGCGCGCAUCCUACAUAAGACACCCUUUACGGUAUUGCCCUAUCGGACAAUAUUAGGACGGGAUCAACAAACCUUGCCUUAAAAAACAAAUCACGCGAUUUUGGACUCGAUUUUUUAUCGAUGUCUCCACCAUCAAUCAUUCGGAUCGGAUAAUCGAUUUUAACCCUCGUUAAUCGUGAUGGAACUGGACAUAUUUUGCAUUUUAUUUAAUGAACUGUGAACUGUGAGCUUUUAUUGAACUUAGUGAUAACUGAAGGAACUGUUAUGUGUUAAUAAGAUGGAGACUCUAGUUCUGAUUCCUCAGGAGUUGAGCCUGGCUUUGACCCCAGGGGGUGCUAGGGGUAGGGAGGCUUCGGUGAGCGUGUGGACAUCCGUGGAGGUGCAGAGGGGUGCGCUGCUCUACCCCUUUCAAGGGACGAUAAGGAUCGACAAGCUCCAUGUCUAUUCAUAUGUGCCUGACCAUGAUGUACGUCAUCGGUUUGGUCUAUUCGACGAAGUCUGCACUUCGGGUGGAAUCCAAGUCCGACAUUGCAAUUGGGUGCGAUUUCUUCGUGUGUCAGAGAAUUAUGGGCCGCAAGUGAACCUAGUCUGUACAAAAGUGAAGGGCGAACCUGUCUAUGAAGCAGUAAAGCCUGUGUCAGCUCACACUGAACUCGUUGUGUACUACCUACCUGAAAGACCUGAAGAACUGUUCUUUGUAAGAAUGAGGAAUAACUUGUACAGACAGACGAUGGAUUCUAUAUUAGAGGAUUCGCCGUUAGACCUAUCCACAUCCCUUCUAUCUAGAGUCCUAUUACCAAUAUCCCCUCCAUCAGGCACAGAAGACGAACACAAAUCUAUUUCUGGUGAUUCCUUAACAUCAUCAUCAGUGGCAUCAUCGACUGAAUUAUUAGAAAUGACACCAAAAAUCCAAAGAAGACCCGCGAAGUCUGAACGCGCUUUACUACCUUGCGAAGUUUGUGGCAAGGCUUUUGACAGGCCGUCGUUAUUAAAAAGGCACAUGAGAACACAUACAGGAGAAAAACCACACGUCUGCAUGGUCUGUAAUAAAGGGUUCAGUACAUCGAGCAGUUUGAACACGCACAGGCGAAUACAUUCGGGGGAGAAACCUCAUCAAUGCCAGCAUUGUGGGAAACGGUUUACGGCCAGCUCCAAUCUGUAUUACCAUAGGAUGACACAUAUAAAAGAAAAACCGCACAAAUGCAGCCUCUGUUCCAAAUCUUUCCCAACGCCGGGCGACUUGAAGUCUCACAUGUACGUCCACAGUGGAUCUUGGCCUUACAAAUGUCACAUCUGUUCUAGAGGCUUCUCAAAACACACAAAUCUCAAGAAUCAUCUAUUUUUGCAUACAGCAAAACAUCAACGCAACAGUGCCAGAGAUGCAACUUGAAUUGCAAUAUAAACAUCAGGUUAUAUACAACAAGAUACGUUAUACAAACGUAAUAUUUAAAGACUUAGUAGUAUAAAAAGUGUGAUAUUAGACUUAUAUAGUUUUAAGUGUUAAAUUAUUCAGAUAUAUUUAAGUUAACAUUAUAGUUUUGUAUUUUAAUAAGGACCACGUACACUAGACCCAACAAAAUUAUAAUUAUAAUAUAUUUGUGACCAAUUUUGUAAUGCGUAAUCAAGUUAAAACAGAAUUCAGUAACCAUCAUAUUAAUUAAAAAGUUUCAAGCCUGUACUCAACAUUUAUUUCAAUUUUGCCUAUUAUUGAUUUUCAAUUUUAAUACAUCUAUUCAUUUUUAAACUAUCAUGGUGAAUAAUUUUCUUACGACCUUGGUAGAUAUACAUUUACGAUUGUUUUGUUAAAAGUGAUAGUUUUCUCGCUGAAUUCAUGUGAAUAAAUUUUGAAUAAGUUUCCUGUUCAAUCAUUGCCUUCUAAAUCAUAAGUCGAUACGUUUGAAUAUAACAUGAACAGCUAGACAAAGUUUGUUUUCAAAAAUAAUCUAUUAGAUUUGUUUGAGAAAUGUCUAUUGAUUAAUAGUGGAUAUUUUAUUUAACAUAAAUCAGAUUUUAAUCUGAAUGCUUGUAUAAAACAAAACGAUUAACUGCUAAUCUAAACUUAACACUGUGGGUUACUAAAUUGGUCUUAGGAAUACUGAUUAAUUGAUUUAAAAAAAAUAAAAAAAAAUAUUUGGAAAUGUAAAACAAAUCCUAGAAAAUUGAAUUUUUUCUGGCUAUUUAUUUUAUUUUUAAUAAUGAGUUUCUUGAGGCUUUAUCACUAAAGAAACAGACACUGCACUGCUCAAUGCAGAAUAAAAUAUAGAUAGUUAUCAAGAAAACAUCCUCCUACCUACAUCUGCACUACUCAUAGUACGUAAGAACAAAAGAACAUAAUAGACAAAAAAUAUCUCUGGUAGGCAGGAGGUUAACGGCCCACGCAAGGUAUUUUAUAGAAAUACAUAUAAACCUACAAAUAAAUAAUCUAUUCUUAUAUAUUAUAUUAAAAAGAGGUAAAAUUUAUGGUAUUGUAGGGGGAAUCUCUAGAGAUUGAUCUGAACCGAUUUAAAAAAUUCUUUUACUACUAAAAAGCCACGUUUUGUUUGAAGUGUCAUAAGUCAUUUUGUAUGCCCGUAUUCUCACGGAAACGAGGACUACGCAGGUGGAACCGCAGGGCGUUAACUAGUAACUUAUAAAAACCUAAACCUACAUUAAAUAAAUAACAUAAAAUAAUAUAAAUAAAAUUGUAAUUGUUUUUAUCGUUAUCAUUAUAUAAUAUGUAUUUUAUGAUUAUAUUAAUCCGUAAUGUGGUACAUUGUUUUAUAGUAUAUUUAUGGUGUAUUGUAUUCAUUUAUUGUAAUGCAAUUUGCUGCCUCACAAGACAUUUAGAUCAUUUAUGUUUAGGUUUUAUGUAUUUGCUUGGAAGAAAUCGCCAUUUGCCUGUAAAAUUACUGAGUUCUUUUGUUAUUUUUCAUUAUACGCAGUAAACUAAUUAUAAACAAAAAUAAAUAGAAACCAGUAGUAUCAUGGGGAUACGUCGAUGCUGUUUAUGUCUGCGGCUACGAACUUUUGUCUUAACUAUCGCACAUUUUAGCGACAGUUUAUAAAUCCGGACGGUGUAAAGUCUCUUUUAUUGCUACAAAUGUCUAUGUUUUUGUGUCAUGAUUUCUUUUUGUUUAAAGCUCCUAAGAUUCUUAAUUUACAUAAUGUUCAUUACUUUGUAAAUAAAUUCCCGCCUUCAUAGUUUUAUAUGUUGUAAAUAUUAACUAACAUUUAUAUAUAAUUAUAUAUGAGCUCCUACAUACACGUAUGUAGAAAUAUCUAUAUUAGAAAUAUACCUACACUACGUAUGUAUAUUGUGAUGUAUUUUUCCGUCCAAAAUUAAUUCAAAAGCGAAUUAUUAAGUUAUGAAAUAAUUAAAUAUUUAUAUACUUAAUUAUAAGUGCCUUUUUGAUUAUCCGAAUAAAUCUUUAUACAAUAAUUAUAA
Molecule: messenger RNA, 3453 nt
Organism: Bicyclus anynana (squinting bush brown)
Lineage: Eukaryota; Metazoa; Arthropoda; Insecta; Lepidoptera; Nymphalidae
Product: zinc finger protein 177-like
Exons: 7
Coding region: 307-1419 (370 amino acids)
Cellular component (GO): nucleus
Source: RefSeq, a predicted model, not a curated record